Molecule: messenger RNA, 851 nt
Organism: Notothenia coriiceps (black rockcod)
Lineage: Eukaryota; Metazoa; Chordata; Actinopteri; Perciformes; Nototheniidae
Product: thyrotropin subunit beta-like
Exons: 3
Coding region: 251-691 (146 amino acids)
Biological process (GO): G protein-coupled receptor signaling pathway
Cellular component (GO): cytoplasm; extracellular region
Molecular function (GO): hormone activity
Source: RefSeq, a predicted model, not a curated record
UGGAUUAAGGCGUCCAUAAAAGAGGAUAGACAACAAUCAUCUUUUCAGAAUUUCAUAAAGGAGAGGAACAUGGUGGAGUUGGGGAACUGAGUGGACAGAACAAGAGGAAGAAUCCAGAACUAUCAUCCACUUAUUUGAUUAAGACAACACAGAUUUAUUGGAUAUCUAAAACCAUUUCCUCUGAAGUCAAAUCCUUCAGGCUUAAAUUCAUAUUGUUUUCAUUGGAUAUCUCUUAAUUCCGAAAGGUCAGAUGUCAAGAAUGCCGUCGUUAUUGUUGAAAUGCAUGCUGCUGUGUGCGUUAAUGCAUGGAACAGUGUUUUCCUGUAUGCUGAAGAAUCACACCAUAUGGAUUGAGAGGCAAGACUGCGGCCAGUGUGUGGCAAUCAACACAACCAUAUGCAGUGGCUACUGUCACACACAGGACACCAAUUUGAAAGGAAGGUUCGGAAGGAUUUUCCUGAUCCAGCGCAGCUGUGUGCCUCUCUCUCUGGUGUACCGAGCCGUCCAUGUUCCGGGCUGCCCUCAGGAUGUAAACUCACAGCUGUAUUAUCCUGCGGCGCAGCGCUGCAGCUGCAGGCGCUGCAACACGCGCUCGCACCACUGUGUCCGCACCAGCCGGGUCUCUAAAGACCGAUGCACCGUGACCCUGGGCGGUGUGAAGAACCAAACCCAGCCCGCUGUGAAAAACUGACAAUAUGCCUAAACAUGCAGUGCACAUGCAUGCUAAAUGGACGCCGAUGGACGAGUGUUUAUUUGCUCUUCAGCUGUUUAUGGUUUCGGCAAUAUGUAGCAAAAUGUACUGUUUAAAAUGCAUCUAAUUUAACUGUGAAAAGUGUGUAAAUUAAUAAAGA